UGUGUAUAUAUAUUUUUAGAGAGAGAAAGGGAAAAAAAAGAAAAGAGAAUGAAAUGAAGAAGAAAGAAAAAUUCAAUUGAAUCGAAUACAAUUUUGACGUCCGCAAGGACACAAACACUCUCUUUCUCUCUCUAAACAUUCUCUCUCUGGGUACUACCGCAGCAGAGAAAAACAGGGCAAAGCAAAACAACUCAUACUACUGAUAGAGAGAGAAAGGCCCCCCUCAAAAAAAAAAAAAAAAAAGAAAAGAAAUUAUAAACCCCCCAAAAAAGAAGCCAAAACUUAAAAAAGGUUAGAUUUUUGAUAAUACUGAGCAAGCAAAACCCUAGAGUUAGUUUAGGAGAGACCCUUUUGGACGUUAAAUAAAACUUCUUCCUCUUCUUCUUCUCUAUUCAAUAAAAGGAGACUUCCGUUUAUGUGGGUUUUGUUUUUUCUUUUGAUGAUUAUAGAGAUUUUCUUUUUUUGCUUUUGAUUAGAGAGAAAAAAUAAAUCUUUGCUGCUUGCUUCACUGUUCUCUCUCCGACUACAGUUAAUUUACACUGCGGAGAUUUAUGCGAGGGGCAAUACAAGAUUGCUGGUCUUGUGAGGAUUUAAUGACUCUAGGAUGUUCAGAACCAAAGCAUGUUCCUUUGCUUUUGUUUACUUUCUUCUGCUGCUUGUGUUUGGUAAAAAGCAAUACCAUCUGCUCAGGCAUAAAACCUACUCAUUUCGAUUGGUGCACAAUAAGGAAUUUGAAGUCUGCAGAUGUGGAGUUGAAUGCUUAGUAGGUUCAGCUGUUCGCGGGCUUUAUUCUGAUUGUUGAUGUAAUUUUAGGUUUAUUAAAUUCAUGGUGUUUUAGAUAGUUGUAAUAUUUCAAAGAGUGUUUUUAGAUUGUGAUUCUUGAUAAAAUGGUACCCUCGGGGCCGCCUACACCGAUUGGUGGUGCCCAGUCUGUUUCUCCUUCACUUUUGAGAUCGAAUUCAGGGAUGCUAGGAGCUCAAGGAGGUGCUCUUUCUUCUCAAACUGCAUUUCCUUCACUAGUGUCUCCGCGCACUCAGUUCAAUAAUAUGAAUAUGCUUGGAAAUGUACCCAAUGUAUCCUCCUUCCUCAAUCAGUCUUUUGGAAAUGGUGGUCCAAACCCAGGGCUUUCUGGUCCUGGGAGCAGCCAGCGUGGAACUGUUGACAGUGGGGCUGAGACAGAUCCACUUUCAGGUGUUGGUAGUGGAAUGGGUUUCAAUGCUCCUUCAUCGUCAUUUGUACCAUCAAAUAUGGUUAGUCCUGGUCCAUCUGGUCAAGUUCAGGGACAGCAAUUUUCAAACCCUUCUGGCAACCAGUUGUUGCCAGAUCAGCAGUCCCAACAACUUGAAGCUCAAAGCUUCCAGCACGGUCAGCAAGCAAUGCAACAGUUCUCUGGCCCUCAUAAUACCCAGCAGGUGCAGCAGCAACACCAAUUUCAGGCAAUUCGAGGAGGAUUAGGUGGGGUUGGACCUGUCAAGUUGGAACCUCAGGUGACAACCGACCAACAUGGAGCACAGCAACAGCAAGCGCAACAGCUGCAGCCAUUGAGAAAUCUCGGUCCAGUCAAAUUGGAGCCACAACAAAUUACUAUGAGAAGUUUACCACCGGUAAAACUGGAACCCCAACAUUCAGAUCAGUCAUUGUUUCUGCAUCAACAGCAGCAACAACAGCAGCAGCAGCAACAACAACAACAACAGCAGCAGCAGUUCCUGCACAUGUCAAGGCAGUCUUCUCAGGCUGCUGCUGCACAAAUCAAUCUUUUACAUCAACAGAGAAUAAUUCAGAUGCAACAUCAGCAACAUCAAAUUUUGAAAUCAAUACCAUCGCAACGUCCUCAGUUAUCACAGCAAUUUCAACAGCAGAAUUUGCCUCUGAGGCCUCCAGUGAAACCAGCAUAUGAACCUGGGAUGUGUGCUCGUCGUCUUACACAUUACAUGUAUCAGCAACAGCACAGACCUGAAGACAACAAUAUUGAAUUCUGGAGGAAAUUUGUGGCGGAGUACUUUGCUCCUCAUGCAAAAAAAAAGUGGUGUGUUUCAAUGUAUGGAAGUGGCAGACAAACAACUGGUGUUUUCCCUCAGGAUGUAUGGCACUGUGAAAUCUGCAAUCGCAAGCCAGGCCGUGGCUUUGAGGCGACUGUUGAGGUUCUUCCUAGGCUUUUCAAAAUCAAAUAUGAAAGUGGUACCUUGGAAGAGCUUCUUUAUGUUGAUAUGCCCCGUGAAUAUCAGAACUCUUCCGGUCAAAUUGUACUGGACUAUGCAAAAGCAAUACAGGAAAGUGUUUUUGAGCAACUUCGUGUUGUCCGUGAUGGUCAGCUGCGGAUAGUCUUUUCUCCAGACUUGAAGAUAUGCUCAUGGGAGUUUUGUGCUAGGCGGCAUGAAGAGCUUAUCCCCAGAAGAUUGUUAAUCCCACAGGUCAGUCAGCUUGGUGCUGCAGCUCAAAAAUACCAGGCAGCUACUCAAAAUGCAUCUUCCAAUGUGUCUGUCCCAGAGUUGCAAAAUAAUUGUAAUCUGUUUGUUGCAUCAGCUCGGCAACUGGCAAAAGCCUUAGAAGUGCCAUUGGUGAAUGAUUUAGGAUAUACAAAGAGAUACGUGAGGUGUCUGCAGAUAUCUGAAGUGGUAAAUAGUAUGAAAGACUUGAUAGAUUACAGCCGAGAAACAAGGACUGGACCUAUGGAGAGUUUGGCAAAGUUCCCUAGGAGGACAAGUGCCUCAUCUGGGCUUCAUAGUCAAUCUCAACAGCCUGAGGAACAACUGCAGCAGCAGCAGCAAACAAUGCCCCAGAACUCAAACAGUGAUCAAAGCUCCAUCCAGGCUGGUGGUAUGCAAAUUGCUGCUAGCAAUGGUGUGUCUAGUGUAAAUAACUCCAUCACUACAGCAUCUGCAUCUACCUCUGCCAGUGCUAUUGUUGGGCUUCUCCACCAGAAUUCUAUGAAUUCAAGACAACAAAGUUCUCUGAAUAAUGCAAGCAGCCCAUAUGGAGGAAAUUCUGUUCAGGUUCCAUCUCCUGGGUCCUCUAGCACAAUUCCGCAGGCACAACCUAAUCCUUCUCCUUUCCAAUCGCCGACGCCUUCCUCAUCCAACAAUCCUACACAAACAUCUCAUAGUGCCUUAACAGCUGCAAAUCAUAUUAGUUCUACAAAUUCACCGGCAAAUAAUCCAUUGCAACAGCCAGCUCUUUCUAGUGAUGCUGACCAUAGUGAUUCUCAAAGCUCUGUUCAGAAAAUCAUACAUGAAAUGAUGAUGUCCAACCAACUUAAUGGCACAGGUGGUAUGGCUGGGGUUGGCCCUUUGGGCAAUGAUAUGAAGAAUGUUAAUGGAAUCUUGUCAACAAGUAACAAUGGGGUUGUCAAUGGAGGAAAUGGCCUGGUGGGGAAUGGGACAGUUACUAAUUCUGGAAUUGGUGGCGGUGGAUUUGGCCCCAUGGGUGGCGGGCUCGGGCAAUCUGCCAUGAUUAAUGGAAUUAGAGCUACAAUGGGAAAUAAUUCCAUGUUGAAUGGCCGGGUGGGGAUGCAAUCGAUGGUUCGAGAACCAAGCAUGAAUCAUCAACAGCAGGAUUUGGGAAAUCAACUGCUUAGUGGGCUAGGAGCUGUUAAUGGAUUUAAUAAUCUUCCGUUUGAUUGGAAACCAUCCCCUUGAAGGCUCCAUCAAUGAUACUGAUGUUUCAGUACUUUGAUUGUAGCUGCUUGUGCAGCAUGAGCGUGGGCAGAAUUUCCUAUAGCCCUGGCAUCGCACGACGGACUAGUUAUCAGGGCUGACCUGCCACCUUGUACUAAUUUCAGAGAAAAAGUAAAACAUAUAGCAUAGUGUUUUAUCAAUGAAAUGUUAAAUCCUCUUUGAGUUGCUUCA
Ricinus communis (castor bean) is the source of this 3845-nucleotide messenger RNA. RefSeq names its product transcriptional corepressor SEUSS. Gene Ontology annotation, biological process: positive regulation of transcription by RNA polymerase II; negative regulation of transcription by RNA polymerase II. The transcript is spliced from 10 exons. NCBI's taxonomy places the organism in Eukaryota, Viridiplantae, Streptophyta, Magnoliopsida, Malpighiales, Euphorbiaceae. The record is from RefSeq and is a predicted model, not a curated record. Bases 888 to 3635 code for a protein of 915 amino acids. Gene Ontology annotation, cellular component: nucleus; transcription regulator complex.